AGACCCCAGAAUGGGCAAGUUGUUACAGAAGUAGAAGAAGUAUGAGAAACGCACAGUUAUCGCCGCGGGUUGCCGUCGUAGCACUGACAGCAGCAGUCUGUGCAGUUUGGCUAUCAGAAGUGUCACACGCACAAACGAUGGAUGAACUUAUCAACAGUGCAGCAAAUGAAAGUAAAGCUUUAGAACUCUUUCAAGAUGACAGUGUCGUACUACGCGAACUAGACAUUUUAGAGCUGCGGGAGGACUACCUCGCCCUCGCAAGAGCCAGGGAAGAGGAGUUUGGGCCUCCAGACAAGGAUGGUAACUACGGGGAGAAACGAAGGCGAAAAAAGAGGAAAGGCAUACGGGAUAGAAGACGACGAUGGACAAAUAAUAUAGUCCCAUACACAAUCUCGUCGGUGAUGAGUGCCUCAGAUCGCAGAGCCAUACAGCAGGCCUUCGACGACUGGAAUACAUACACAUGCAUCCAGUUCAAACCGAGAACAAAUGAAAGGAAUUACAUACACUUGCAAAACGGAGCCGGGUGUUCUUCAUAUGUCGGGAUGUUAGGUCGAGGUCAACAACCAGUUAACUUAGCUCGAGGAUGCAGAUCGAAAGGAAUAAUCAUCCAUGAAUUGGGCCACGCAAUCGGCUUCAACCACGAGCAGACGCGAUACGACAGGGAUACCUAUGUCACCAUCGUCAGGUCAAACAUCCCGGGACAUCUUUAUUACAAUUUUGAGAGAUAUCCACAGUCUUUAACUAGUACGCACGGCGUGCCAUAUGACUACGACAGCGUCAUGCAUUAUGGGCAAUAUGCUUUUUCUACCAAUGGGCGUCGGACCAUUAUAACCAAGGAUCCAGCCAAGCAGAAUACGAUUGGAAACAGAUUUGGGCACAGUUUCGGCGAUGUCAAAUUAGCAAACGCCAUGUACAGUUGCGAUAGCGGCUGCGCCAACAGACCCAGCUGCCCCUCCCCGGGCUUCGUGGACAAAAAUUGCCGUUGUAUGUGUCCAGGAACUAGAAGUGGCGUUCCAGUGCAACCCUGCGGCACCGGAGGGGGCACUGGAGGCGGUACCGGGGGUGGAACCGGGGGCGGGACUGGAGGCGGUACC
This is a messenger RNA of Lingula anatina, 1094 nucleotides long. RefSeq names its product zinc metalloproteinase nas-14-like. NCBI's taxonomy places the organism in Eukaryota, Metazoa, Brachiopoda, Lingulata, Lingulida, Lingulidae. Gene Ontology annotation, molecular function: zinc ion binding; metalloendopeptidase activity. The record is from RefSeq and is a predicted model, not a curated record. Gene Ontology annotation, biological process: proteolysis.